Molecule: messenger RNA, 3364 nt
Organism: Apodemus sylvaticus (European woodmouse)
Lineage: Eukaryota; Metazoa; Chordata; Mammalia; Rodentia; Muridae
Gene: Ptgir
Product: prostaglandin I2 receptor
Exons: 2
Coding region: 296-1546 (416 amino acids)
Biological process (GO): inflammatory response; negative regulation of smooth muscle cell proliferation; adenylate cyclase-activating G protein-coupled receptor signaling pathway
Cellular component (GO): plasma membrane
Molecular function (GO): prostacyclin receptor activity
Source: RefSeq, a predicted model, not a curated record
GGAGAAGCUGACAGAGAGCUACACAGACCCGCAGACAGCCAGGACAGACUGAGGGACUUCAGAAGGCAGAGGCGCUGGAGGGUCCAGAAAGCAGAAGUGUCAAGGAGGUGGCAGAGAAGUGUAGAGGAAGGGACAGAGGGUAGGGGACACUGAGGCACAAAAGGACAAGGACCCGACAGAGAAGGAAAGAGACAGGAGCGGGACAGACACUGGAGAAGACGGAAACAAAAGACAGAAACGCACGCAUGCACACAGGGAACAGGGAAUUGGCUGGCAGAUCCCAGCUGCUGUGAAGAUGGUGGCCAGUGAGGGACACCCUGGUGGACCUCCUUCUGUCACUCCCGGGAGCCCGCUCAUUGCAGGUGGCAGAGACUGGCAGGACAUGACUGGCUCCUGCUGGAAUAUCACCUACGUUCAAGACUCGGUAGGACCUGUCACCAGCACCCUGAUGUUCGUGGCUGGCGUGGUGGGCAACGGGCUGGCCCUGGGCAUCCUGGGUGCCCGGCGGAGGUCACACCCGUCGGCCUUUGCGGUGCUGGUCACUGGGCUGUCGGUGACGGAUCUGCUGGGCACGUGCUUCUUGAGCCCUGCGGUGUUUGUGGCCUAUGCUCGGAACAGCUCUUUGCUGGGCCUGGCCCAUGGUGGGACGAGGUUGUGUGACACUUUCGCCUUUGCCAUGACUUUCUUCGGCCUGGCCUCCACGCUCAUCCUCUUCGCCAUGGCGGUGGAGCGAUGCCUGGCGCUCAGUCACCCCUACCUGUAUGCCCAGCUGGACGGGCCCCGCUGUGCCCGCUUGGCGCUGCCCGCCAUUUACGCUUUCUGCUGCCUCUUCUGCUCACUGCCCCUGCUGGGCCUGGGCGAACACCAGCAGUACUGUCCCGGGAGCUGGUGCUUCAUCCGCAUGAGCUGCACCCGGCCUGGCGGCUGUGCCUUCUCCCUGGCCUACGCCAGUCUCAUGGCCCUGCUGGUGACCUGCAUCUUCUUCUGCAACGGCUCCGUCACUCUGAGCCUCUGUCACAUGUACCGCCAACAGAGACGCCACCACGGCUCGUUUGUACCGACCUCUCGAGCCCGAGAGGAUGAAGUUUACCACCUCAUUCUGCUGGCCCUCAUGACCGCCAUCAUGGCGGUGUGCUCCCUGCCUCUCACGAUCCGCGGCUUCACUCAAGCCAUCGCCCCGGACAGCAGAGAGAUGGAGGACCUCCGGGCCUUCCGCUUCAACGCCUUCAACCCCAUCCUGGACCCCUGGGUAUUCAUCCUUUUCCGAAAGGCUGUCUUCCAACGCCUCAAGUUCUGGUUGUGUUGCCUGUGUGCCCGUUCUGUGCAUGGGGAUUUGCAGACACCCCUUUCCCGGCUCCUAUCCGGUAGAAGAGACCCACCGGCUCCCACUUCUCUCCAGGCUAAGGAAGCGACCUGGGUGCCCUUGUCGUCCUGGGGCACAGGACAGGUGGCACCAUUGACUGCUGUGCCUCUGUCUGGUGGUGACAGCUGUCCUGUGGGAAUGCCAUCCAAAACAGAGGCCGUGGUCGCCUGCUCCCUGUGCUGAUACCUGAGUUGGUCCUGUAAGUGCCAUCCUUAGCCCCGUGUCACAGGACCAGAAGCCGGAAGAUCAGGGACUCAACUGAUGGUAGCGGAAGGAAACCACAUAUUUGAUCCCCGGGGUCUGAUGCUGCUUCUCUUCCUCUGGUAUCGUGGCUGGAGGCCUUGUGGAGAGGGUGCAGGAUGCCGAAGUCUCUGCGGCUCUCAAGAAGGAUUCUCUCAGAAUAACCACGGCCUGGGCAGACUGCUCUGGCCCCUGGGCUCCUCCAUCCAUCUCACUGUCUAAAUAUUUAGGGAGCAGAAAAGUUCCCAGAGGCUUCUGUGGAGUCGAGCCGGCUGGGGUUAGAGAGUUCGCUCAGCUCUUCCACUGGGGGGGGGGGCUGGCUGCCCACCCCAGAUCCCCAGAGGACAGAAGAUGUUCCAGCAACUUCUCUCAGAAACAUUCCUGCCGCCCUUGUUUCCCCUCCCCUAUCUGAUUUGGGGAAUCUCGAACCCCAAAAAGAAGUGACAAGAAGGGUAGGCCAUUGCACUGCAGGUGACUUUACUGGACACAGAAAUGGCCUGAGACACGCCACAGCUCGCUUGUGUGCUGUGCUGUGUGACUUUGGAGGUGGGCACAGGGACGAGGUGGGGUUGGUGGUGAUGUAGCGCGCUGAGGGCCCCAAAGGACUCUGCAGGACCGCUUCAUAGGGUGCGUGUCCCAAGCCUGUCUCCCAUCCCCCAGUUGCUACCACCUUUCAGAGCUGGACCACAACUCACCACCCUCAGUACCUCCACAAAAGUGUCUCUCAUUCAUUCAACAAACACCUGGGGACCCUGGAGUCACAGAAAAGCCCCAGGCCUCCAAGCAGAGAACCCUGGGGGCUUGUAAAUGAACUGACAGGAGGGGAAGUGACUCAGCUGGAGGGCUGGGCGCCAGGAGGACGAGCCAGGCUCCUGCUGCUUCUCCUGGUUCCUGUUUCUCAGUCACUCUGGUCAUUUAGCCCUCCCGCUUCAACUGCUUGGCAGCAUUACUACCAAAGCAUCUCCAGGGACAGUGGAACCAAGGCCCAGAGAGGGCAAACCCCAAGCCCGGGUCACACAGCAGAAAUGGGGAGCAGCCCUGGCUGUCCUGGAACUCACUCUGUAGACCAGGCUGGCCCCGAACUCAGAAAUCCGCCUGUCUCUGCCUCCCAAGUGCUGGGAUUACAGGCGUGCGCCACAACCACCUAGCCAUAUCCCACACUUUCUCGUGGCCUCUCUGUGCCUCAGUUUCCUCAACUCUAAUCUGACAGGGGUGCUUUGAGGAUUAAAGGACUCUCUCUCAAAAGAACAAUUUAGCACAGGACUUGGAAGGAAGCCACAGAGAGGGGUUACUGUUACUGCUGUUACUAUUAAUAUUGUUAUCUGGGCAAACAUUAACUAGAAAACAAGGCAAGUUUUUUUUCUCCCGAGUAAGUCUAUUUCAGAUCACACUCAGGAAGAGCGAAGAGUACUGGGAGAGAAGACGACAGGCCGAGGGAGGCCGGCUGUGGAGGCGUGCGCCUGUAACGCAGCACUGCGCUCAGGAAGGAGGGUCGGAGUUCAAGGUCAGCCUCAGCUGCCCCACAGAGGGCGCAGGGUCAGCCUCUCAACCCAAAUGACAACAGAUAAAAUCACAAGCAAACCAGUCUGAGCUGACCAGUCCUCAGGUACAGAAAGGCACCGUCUGAUGCCAGUUGCGGACACUGUAAAUGAUCCAAAUUCCACUGAAUGGAUGAUUUGCUGUGAAUGAUAAAUGGUUAAAAUGGUAAUUUUUAUUUAUGGGUAUUUUACCACAAUAAAAAAUGUAAUACUGAAAAAUUAA